Salmo salar (Atlantic salmon) is the source of this 5146-nucleotide messenger RNA. RefSeq names its product centrosomal protein 126 (gene cep126). Lineage: Eukaryota; Metazoa; Chordata; Actinopteri; Salmoniformes; Salmonidae. The record is from RefSeq and is a predicted model, not a curated record. Gene Ontology annotation, biological process: cytoplasmic microtubule organization; mitotic spindle organization; non-motile cilium assembly. Gene Ontology annotation, cellular component: centrosome; ciliary base; midbody.
CCUCGGUUGCCAACAUGGCGUGGACUGUUGUACACAGACAGCUGUAGAAAUUAAUUUAGCAAGAAAACGCUAACUUGUUUAUUGACUUUCUUAAUAAAACUUAGUUGUGGAAUACUUUUUGCCCGGUGGGGUAAUAAUACAAGAGUUUACCAUUUCCCGAUUUGAUUUGAUAUUGUAUGCGACGAAAUGAACGGGGAAGAAGUGACCGUAACCUUAGCGUUUCGUUAGCUGGGUCACUGCCCGUUUUAUCGAACAUUUCUCUCUGUUUUUGUCCGGGGGGUCAAAUCCUGAACUUGGUCGAAUGAAGACUGUGGGUGGUUUUGGUAAACUUGUCAAGCCUGUCAGUAGUUUCCUAGAAUGCAAGCUGUGAAGGACAACUUGUUCUACUCAACCAGCAGGAUAGGAGCUGACAGGGUGUUUGAAGAUGACCGGCAUGUUCUGGUGGAGGAACAGAAGUCAUGCAGGGCCCGAGCUCGCUGCUUCUCCCUGGAAACCAACCGACGAAGGAAGGUUCUGGAGGAGAGCAAGAAGCUCUGGGACGUCCAGGAACAGAGGCUGAGAGAAAACAUCCUACAACAACGUAAACAGACAGUCCAGGAUGCUACUGAACGCUUCCAGAGGGCACAUCUUCCCCCGUCACAGAGACGCCGACAAUCUUUCAGGAAGAGCACCUUUAAUAUCGAGGAGGCACUUAAUCACAUACAAGGCACCUUGACCUUAAGUUCCUAUACCGGACAAUCUUCCAGCCCCAACAGGAGCUGCACUUCAUCCCCUAAACCUCCCCCGACACCCAGCCCGUCGCUCCACCAGGGGGCCCUGUCUGACCUGGAGGCCUACAGCAAACUGAUGCAGGACAGAACCUUCAGCAGCUUCAAGAACAGGCUACUAUUCCUCAGCCAGCUGCAGGACACACAGCUAAGGGACAGGGACGAUCUGCAGGACACACAGCUGAGGGACAGGGACGAUCUGCAGGACACACAGCUGAGGGACAGGGACGAUCUGCAGGACACACAGCUGAGGGACAGGGACGAUCUGCAGGACACACAGCCGAGGGACAGGGACGAUCUGCAGGACACACAGCUGAGGGACAGGGACGAUCUGCAGGACACACAGCUGAGGGACAGGGAAUAUCUGCAGGACACACAGCUGAGGGACAGGGACGAUCUGCAGGACACACAGCCGAGGGAGAGGGACGAUCUGCAGGACACACAGCUGAGGGACAAGGAGAACUGUAGCAGUCCACAGCAUCAUAAUGUGACCCGAGUCACUGAGUCAGAGAGCUUGUCCAGUCUGGAUAGCUUGGAGAUGGAGGAUAUCUUAAAGCACAACAACACAAUACAGAGAGUCCACAGCUCUUGGUUAGAUCACCAGAAAAACCCCAAUGGUCCAUCCUCCGACUUGUCUUUUUGUCCACCAACAAAGAGUUUCCUAAGUGGUAACCUCCAACAGGUCAAAGGUGACGCUAGCCCUCAGCUCCCCAGAUCAAAGCAGACAGAGGAGUCUGUCGAAGAUUGUAACAGCAGAAUGCACCAGCUCUCGCAGGCCACUGGGUGGCAGAGUUGUACAGACCAAUCAUCAUCACAGAGUAACACUGUGUCCCAGUCCCCGUUCCUCAGUGUCAGUCACCCCAACCUGCUAACUCUGAGUGGGAUUAUAGAUACAUCCUCAAUACGUUUAGAUAACGGUGACCAACACUCUCAGGAAAGGGAAAGUCAUCCGAGUGGGGACCACAGAGUCUCAGGGGUCGUAGCGUUCUCUAAGGUUUCUACCCCAGACAUAACGCUGCUAGAGUGCACCUCUCGUCUGACCCCAGAGGGAAAGUUAGAAUUUAGGCAGCAGGUGAGAAACCAGGAGGACAAGUAUUCCAAACAACCGUCGGCUACACAGGUCCUUCUGCCUGGGAAAACUUGCAGCCACAAAGACUUUCUGUGUGAAGCCCCUUCCUCAAACCUUGAUCAUAUCCUCAGUUAUAACACUAAAAGUAGCUCAGGGGCCCGAGAAGACACCGCCAUCAUUCAGCCAACAAAAAGCACACAACAUCAGUCACACAGGAGCAAACCCAGUGUUGAAGAUGCCAUGAUCAACCUCAACAAAGGGUCCAACUCUGAGCCCAAAGCGGGGUCCAACUCUGAGCCCAAAGCGGGGUCCAACUCUGAGCCCAAAGCGGGGUCCAACUCUGAGCCCAAAGCAGGGUCCAACACUGAGCCCAAAGCAGGGUCCAACACUGAGCCCAAAGCCGGGAGGUCUAAGAACACAGACCCUCUCAGUCAGACGUUGGGUCAUUGUAAUAUCAGGUCUGACUUCCCUAAAGGCCUGAAGAGCCUGCAGGUGGAAAUAACACCAACACACCACCCAGAUACACCUCCAUCUCUUACACCUGUAGCUGCUGUCAGCACAGCCACAGAUCAUCAUAGAGGCACUGAAGUCCGACGUAUGAAGGGAAUUCUUAAAAAGCAAUCCAAAUACGGAGUGUCGGGAGGAAACGCUUGUUCUAGUAUGUAUAACACCAGGCAUUUAAUAUUCACAAAACAAUUCACCAUGUCCAUCAGAGAUAGUGUGGAACUGACCAGAAGGAAAGGCAAGGAUGCAGAGGGCAACAAGACGGUCAAAAAGAAGAUACGCUGGUUUGACGAGGUAAAUCUGGAGGAAGAGGAAGAGACGCGACGGAGUCCUAUAACAAACAACAAGUGUGUUUCUGAGUAUCCACUACCUCCACAUAAACACUCAGCAUCAUCAGACCACCAACAGGGUCAGGGCCAGACGGUGACCACCAACACCCCUCUGUCCUCCACCGGCUAUCACUUUACCAAGCAGGCCUGGGCAGAUGUCAGGGUCCAGGAGAGAGGCCAGGAGGCCAAGGAGACAAGAGUGGAAGCCAGGGAGGUCAAGGUCCAGAGGGGGAGCAGCGGGAGGACCGGGUGCCCCAGAGUCCCCAGGAGAGUGAGGUCUGCCAGGGCAGGGAUGGAUCCUGUUUCGUCCCGCUCCAGAAAAGGUACAGUCGUCAGACCCCUGUCUGCUACAGAGGCCAGCAGCCACGUGGCCCGGGUGACCCACGGGAAGGUCAUGGUGCCUCGUCCCCCGCCCCGCACUGAAACCAUGGAGCCUAACACACACACAAGAGAGACGGAUGCUGUAGUAUCAUACACCACCAAGACUCCUUACAACAUGGAUCACUUUAAUGACACCACCAAGACUCCUUACAACAUGGAUCACUUUAAUGACACCACCAAGACUCCUUACAACAUGGAUCACUUUAAUGACACCACCAAGACUCCUUACAAAAUGGAUCACUUUAAUGACACCACCAAGACUCCUUACAAAAUGGAUCACUUUAAUGACACCACCAAGACUCCUUACAACAUGGAUCACUUUAAUGACACCACCAAGACUCCUUACAAAAUGGAUCACUUUAAUGACACCACCAAGACUCCUUACAAAAUGGAUCACUUUAAUGACACCACCAAGACUCCUUACAACAUGGAUCAGUCUAACUCUGCUGCUACUGAAGCAGGGAUUCCUGUAGAUGAGGCUUUGUGUAAUAAUAACACCCUGGACAGCUUCGCCCCGCCCCAGACCCGAUCACAUGUCAUUAGGGCAGAUAGCGGUGUUAUUUCCAACCCAUCCAAGGCCACCCCUAUGUCAGGCCAGCAGAACACCCAGGGAGAGGCUGCCAGAUGGGGGCUGCUGUACCAUGAGAAAGGCCUCUGUCUGGACCGUACUCCCACAGACGAGGAGAUCUCCCAGCUCUGGCAUGGAGUCCGUAGUGCCUUAGCCACCAAGGACGGUGACCCUGUAACCGUCCUGCCUCAAGCACGUGCCAACCUGUCUCGCGUUACUAUCAACGGGGACAGCCUGAUCAACGGAGUUAAAGCCACAAUGGGAGACUUCUUCCUCUCCUCAACCAAUGCCAGGAGCGUGGUGAGGAGACAACCCCAGGAGAGCCGUGGUAGUGGGGCCAGGAGGAGAGGAACAACUGGCUCAGGGAACAGAAGGCUUGCUCUACCCUCCCAGUCUCAGGCCAUGGUGCUGAUAACACCAUUAUACAGCAAACAGGACCUGACACAUCAACAUGAAGAGUAUGCAGAAGCGGAGGCCCACAGUGAAGGCCUGCUGGCAGACAGUGAUAUAGUGGUUGCCAAGGAGACGGUGCCAUCCCAGAGGCUAGAGCCAGGUGGAGGUCACAACCAGCACCAAGGCCAAUCGAUCACUACCAUCCACAGCCAGGGGCACCAAGGGCACCACCAAGCCCAGGGGCACCCAGCCCAGGGGCACCAAGGGCACCACCAAGCCCAGGGGCACCAAGCCCAGGGGCACCAAGGGCACCACCAAGCCCAGGGGCACCAAGCCCAGGGGCACCAAGGGCACCACCAAGCCCAGGGGCACCAAGCCCAGGGGCACCAAGGGAACCACCAAGCCCAGGGGCACCAAGCCCAAGGGCAGGGCCAGGUCUCCACCAUCACCACCAUCUCCCUGGAGGAGCAGAAAGUGCUGCUGUCCCUGAAUCGACUCAACCAUCGGCUGCAAUAUGUGCAGGCAUUUGCUGGAGGCAACCCUGCCGCUAAAGCUUUCUCACGUGGUGAAGCGCCAUUUACGGAGGAAGGGACGGGUGCUGCCCACCGAAAGCACCGCACGGUCUCCACCAACAACCGCCCAAGAACCCAGAGGAGAUUCUGACACAACGGUCCAACAACGGUCCAACAACGUUCCAAUAUGGCCGCCUGAAUGUCACUUUGUCUGCUUGUGCGUUACUCCAACCUUAUACACUGCUGUAUUAACAAAAUGACUUUAUAAUAACCCUCCUCGAGUUUCCGCACCACCACUAACUCUCUCUGCUGGGACCCGGGGCUGGGAAUAAGUCUAUUAUCAAAAUUACAGUACUUAUAUUGACUUAUUUACAAAUUAUAGCUUCGGUCUUAUAUACAGUCAGGCUUUGCUAUUUGGUUUGGCCUUUAAUUGAUAGAGAUUAUUUUUGUAUGAAAUAAAUAUAUUUAUUUUCCCUGGAAAAUUGUGCGAUGUGUAUAUAAUGUAUUGUACACGAUGAUACCAAUACGAGUGUAUACUGAUGUGUGGCAGUGUUUUAAGCUAAUCUUGAUAAUGAUGAGGAAAAUAAAGUCACCCUGUCCUGAAAGUUUGUUUCGUUCUGUUU